Trichosurus vulpecula (common brushtail) is the source of this 1305-nucleotide messenger RNA. RefSeq names its product C2 calcium dependent domain containing 4C (gene C2CD4C). NCBI's taxonomy places the organism in Eukaryota, Metazoa, Chordata, Mammalia, Diprotodontia, Phalangeridae. The record is from RefSeq and is a predicted model, not a curated record. Bases 1 to 1305 code for a protein of 434 amino acids. The transcript has a single exon.
AUGAAGAAAACCAACAUGUGGCUGUUGGAUCGGCUGAGAGGGUCUGGGGAGAACGGUGCCUCCCGUGGGGCAGAUGGGGACCGGUCCUCUAAGGGACCCCUGUACAGCAAUGUUCUCACCCCAGAUAAGAUCCCCGACUUCUUCAUUCCUCCGAAGCUUACCUCAGGGCCAGGUGAAGUAGAGGGGGCAGCUAUGGGUUCGGGCUCAGGCUCCAGCUCCCCACACUUAGGAUCAUCAACCUCUGAACAAAACUUGGCGUCUGGCAGCAGCGGGGGCCGAAAGGCCCAACGAAGCCCCCGUUUGCCCAUCAAGCUAGCAACUGAGAGCAAGAACUUGUUGAAGGCAGCCAGCCGACACGUGAUCCAGAUUGAGAGCGCUGAGGACUGGCGGCCAGAGGAAGAGGAGGAGGCUGUGGCCACCAAUGCCGAUCCCCAGGCCCAAACCGCCAUGUCCUUGCCCUAUGUACCCAAGGCCCAGACAUCUUAUGGGUUUGCCACUCUGAUGGAGAGCCCCCACACCCGACGCAAAGAAUCACUCUUCCACAGUGAGCAUACUGGCCUGGCCCAGGCUGGAUCCCCCAGCGCCCUUCGGAGAGCUGGGGCCAAGGCCAAUGGUGAGGGCACCUCCCGAGCCGAGGCCCUGAUGAGCCCCUACCGAUAUUUCAGUGGGGGUGAGAGUGACACGGGCUCGUCAGCUGAGUCAUCACCCUUUGGGUCACCCCUGCUUUCACGCUCCGUGUCUCUGCUCAAGGUUUUUGCCCAGGAUGGGCAGGCCAAGGUGAGCCAGCUGAGGCACUCUGUGGGCCGCCACAGCUCCUUGUCCACGGAUGACAGCUCUGCUGACAUCAGCCCCAGCACCCGCCGCCGUGCCCGCCGUAUCACCCUGACAGGCCCAGAGGCCAGCAGUGAGGCUGCCUCAACCCCUCGGGGUGAGCACACGGUGCGCCUGGGCAAACGAGGGAGCCUUCGCCUAGCAGCUGAGUAUGACCCGGACCAAGCCCGCCUCCGGGUGAGGCUGCUCGCCGCUGAGGGCCUCUACGACCGUCUCUUUGACACUCGAAGCAUCAAUUGCUGUGUGGGCCUCUGCCUGACACCUGGGAAACUACAGAAGCAGCGGAGCACCAUCAUCAAGAACACUUGGCAUCCCAUCUUCAACGAGGACUUCUUCUUCGAUGGUCUAUGCCCCUCUAGUGCCCGCAAGCUGGCUCUCAAGCUCAAAGUAGUGAACAAGGGAGGCAGCCUGAAGAGGGAUACCCUGCUGGGUGAGAAGGAGGUGCCCCUCACGGCUCUGCUGCCUUUCUUGUGA